UACAGAGCUGCCUGUCUUCCACCUCUGGAGCUGCCAGUCUCUCCCCUUCUGCCAGGGCAAAUCUCUGCUUAAGAGCACAGCUGCUCCACGGGCUGGCUGUUCAAUCGGCAAUGAUCUCUAGUUUCAAGUGUGACAGCACCGACCUGCUCCAUCUCCAUUCAGCUGCAGGAGGCCUGAGGAGGCGGUGCAGGGUUGUAGUGAUGUUAUAGACUCUCCCACUGAAGGCUUUCCAUGUGUCCUCACUCCUGCUGUCCCCAACAAGACUGUGGACUUGUUUGAAAUGAUUGAAAAAAUGCAGGGGAGUCGUCUGGAUGAACAAAGAUGUUCCCUUCCAGCUCCUCUCAAGACAGAAGAGGAGUAUAUUCCUUAUCCCAGCAUCCAUGAGGUAUUACAGAAAGGGUGGCCAUAUCCUCUCAUUAUCCUACCCCAGUUUGGGGGCUACUGGAUUGAAGGGACCAGCCACAACCUCUCCAGCUUGAGUCCAACUCUGUCUGAUGUACCCUUUUCCUGGAGUGGUAAAGUGAAACUGGAAAGUGACCCUACAGCCAAGCUGUACCGCAAACAUUUUCUGGGAAAGGAGCACCAGAACUUUUAUUCCAGUGACAUGUCCUUGGGCUACCUAGUACUUUCUGUGAAGUAUGAACAGAUUGAGAAACAGGAAAAUCUACGCCUGUUGCUGAGGACUCGUACUGGCACCAAACAUGAUCUAAUUCCCAUUUCCUGUCUGAAUGAGUUUCCCAAUGCUGUUCAGAUGGCAAAGCUACUUUGUGAGGAUGUGAAUGUUGAACGCUUCUUUCCUGUCCUCUAUCCCAAGGCCUCGCAGCUUAUUGUUGCAUUUGAUGAGCAUGUCAUAAGCAAUAACUUCAAGUUUGGGGUCAUCUACCAAAAACCUGGACAGACAACUGAAGAAGAAGUCUUCAGUAACACUGUAGAGAGUCAGGGUUUCCUGGAGUUCUUGGAUUUCCUUGGUGACAAGAUUCAGCUGCAGGAUUUCCGUGGGUUCCGGGGAGGCUUGGAUGUUACCAGAGGCCAAACAGGCACAGAGUCAGUCUAUACAAAUUUCCGGGGGAAGGAGAUCAUGUUUCACGUGUCCACAAAGCUGCCCUUCACAGAGGGAGAUUCCCAGCAGCUUCAGCGGAAGCGUCACAUUGGGAAUGAUAUUGUAGCCAUCAUUUUCCAAGAUGAAAGCACACCUUUUGUCCCUGAUAUGAUUGCUUCUAAUUUCCUACAUGCUUAUGUGGUAGUUCAGCUCACUCAUAGCACCACUGGGGACACUCUCUACAAGGUUUCAGUCACAGCCCGAGAUGAUGUCCCCUUCUUUGGACCACCUCUGCCAAAUCCAGCCAUAUUUAAAAAGAGUGCAGAGUUUCGUGAAUUCCUUCUGGUCAAGCUCAUCAACGCUGAGUACAGCUGCUAUCGAGCUGAGAAAUUUGCUAAAUUAGAGGAAAGAACACGGAGUGCCCUCUUGGAGAGCCUUUUUGAGGAGCUGCAACUUCGCAGCCGCAGCAUGAUGGGAUUACCUGUAGGGGAGGAUGACAAGAUAGAGAAUGGCAGUGGGGGCUUCCUCGAGAACUUCAAGCGGGUGAUCAGAGGCCGCAGCCAGAGCCUGGAUACCAUGGGGAUAUCCAUGAGAAAGCAGCAGCCAGCCACCCUGCCCAGCCGCCCAGCUACAGCUGGCCUUGCCCUCAGCCAGAGUGUCGCCGAGGGCCCUAAGGCCAUUGCUGCGUCUUUUGCCUUGCCUGGUAGGAGCCCAUCACGUACUCGAGCCAGCCGCUUCCACGGGCGACGGAGUAGUGCCAUUGGCAUUGAAAACAUACAGGAGGAAAAGAGCAGAGACACCACAGAGAGGAUACAGAGGGUGUUGGACUGUCCAGGAACUUUCUUUGACCUGAAGUCUGAUGGAUCAUCCAGUCCCAGCUCCCCAGAGUUCCCCAGCAGGAAGAGCAAAAUGCUCAGGAGUCAAACUUCAGGAUACUGUGUGAUGCAGCCACUCUCACGUUCAUCAUCCAGUGUAAGCAGUUGUUGUAGUGGAUUGAGGGAAAAUGGAACAUCUGAGGAAGAGGAGAAUGACAGGGAGCUGAUGUGCUCACUUAAGGGCCCUCCAAAACAGGAUUCAGUGGUUCAGAGUAUGUGGCUGGAUGACAGUGACUGCACACCCAGUACUUCUAGCUCACCAGGAAGCAGGUUGCUUCCUUCCAGCAGUGUUGCUGGCUCCACUGGAAAAGGAAAAGGCAGCAAAGCAGAGGCUCAGCACCAUAAUCCAGCCUCCAUUUUGUGCUGUGUGUGAUGUCAGCGCUGGAGCACUGUCUGCUGCACGCAGGGUGAGGAGCACAGGUAAUGGACAUGGUGGGAGGAGAGCCAUGGGCCCCUGGCCAUCCCUGCCUCACUGAGACAGUGCAGCAAGGGCUGUACAGCUUCUCAGCAAGCAGACCUAGUCCCUUACCUUUCUCCCCACGCCAUCUUCCACAGCCAGCAACUCUGGCCUGUCUGAUUUACCUAAGUGCUCCCUUUCUUAGCUGCCUCUUCCCUCUCAUGGAGCAGCAUUUCCCACUGAGAUUUUGCUCUCUGCCCUAAUCUAGGCAGUUUCUUUUUCUUUGUUCAGUUCCUUUGCUCAGAUGCAACCUACCUUUCUCUGUGCCUAACCUCUGCUUUUUAGUUUCCUUACUUUACAGAACCCCUUUCUGUUGCUCAUUUUCUGAUGUGCCUAUCUGUACACUUGCUUAUUUGCUUUCAGCCUAGCAUUACUGGGACCUACUUGUCCAUGCCAGUUUCACAGCUUUUCUAGACAUGGGGAGUGGGACUUGAUUUCCUGGUGAGGUCUGUAAUAGAGCAAAGGGGAACACAACUUCAGGUUUGCUCCCUAGAAUUCAUAGUCCAGUGUUGUUGAGAGUCUCUCUUUUUGCUCAGUAUCCCUUUCUUUGUCCUGUAUCUUCCCUGGCCUGACAGCUAAACAGCUGCCUUGAAAGUGCUGAGGAGUGAGGCUCUCAGGAACUAGUUUAGUAUAUAGCUGAGUAGUGUGUCAUCUUCACGGAAGAAAAUUCUUCCAGCUAUUCCCAAAUAUUCCUAAAGAGCUGGUAGUUCCUAUUGUUGGUGUUUAGAUCUUCAGCGCUCAAGUUGUAGCUGCCCUGCCACCUUGUGGCAUUCAGAGCAGUCAGGUGAACGGUCCAGCUCCACGUGGUGGUGGCCACUGGUGCCGCAGCAGAUCAGAGGGGAGCGGGUACCACCAGACUGUUUCAGUGUGUGCUAUGACAGAGAUCAGAACCGAGCAUCACAGUUCAGCUGCUAGCUGCUGUUUACUGGGGUCAUCCCCAGAGUGUCUGCCAAGAGCUUGUGCUCACAUCACAGCUCUGUAACACAGGAGCAAGGUUGUCUAAACAAGGGGCAGAACUCCCACAAAGUUCUGCUCCCAAACAGGUAAAUUUUGCUCAAAAUAGGUACAAAGUCAGAAUUGCAAUAAUCUGCAAACUCGCUGAUGCAAAGGCUGUGGUUUUGCAUUUACUGGUGGCUAUUACAGGCAAUAAGCAAUGUAUCUCAGUAGUGCUUAAGUAUGAUUUUAGUACCUAAGGUUUUGAGCAUUUAAUUUCCACUGAUUUGAAGUAGGUCAAGGAGCAUUUAAGAUAAUUUUGUGAAAUAUAUUGCAGCCUGUAGGAUCCAUGUCUUUCAGUCCAUCUGCCAAAUCAACAACAUUCUGCCACAAAGGCUGGCUAUUUUUCAAUUGAUCUGGUUCAAAGAACAAAGUUUCAUGAGACCCUGCUUUUCACUGUGAGAUUACUUCCAGAUGUUCCCUGAAUUCUCACCAGCUCCUUACCAGAGUUCAUUAUUUCCACAAAAGGGCAUUUUACCCACUCCUGAGACAGCACUACUGGCUUAAAGUGAUGUUUUAAGUAAUUCCAUUUUAUCACAAUCUCUGAAUCAGUUUGAUAGCACAGAUUGGAGACUAACAAGUUUCAGGGAAGAAAUGGCCAAAAGAUCUCUUUAACAUGACUUCAGGUGACUCAAAGAAACCUAUGGCACCCACAUACUGGUAACUUCCUUGUCAUUCUAACUUCUCUUAUCUCUCACAAAGAUUUCCUUAAGUUCCAGGCUGGAUUUGUCCAAAGACUAAUGGUUGUACUGAUAGAAAGGAGGAAGGACUCCUACAAUCCUAGGGUAUUUCCUGAAGAAACAAAAGAAGUAAAAAUUGUGGAUGGGAGAACAAAUGAUACUGCCACAACACUUACAGCUGUAACAACGUGAAGGAUGCAGAUUUUUUUUUCUGAUGCUUUGUUCCAGGAUUUGCUGUUCAAGUGAAAAUACAUGAAUAUGCUUUACCUUAAAGUUCAGAAAAAGACAAAACAGGGAAUUUCAGUUGCUGCUGUUUCAUUCAGUGAUGCAUCAGAGAGUGUGGAAUCAUUGAGAAAUCAAACUUCAUAUAAAUCAAAUUUCCAUGUGUUAUUCCAAUUCACCUGAUACAGGGCCAGGCUCAAACUAUUUCCAUGUGAAUUUUCUUCAUUUUAUUGUUUGCAACCUUUUCCACUGCAGACUACAUGAUUGGAAGUCCUUCACAGACGUAUCCAAAUCACCUUUGGGUAGGCAGCAAUUAGGGCAUCCUUGAAGAAGCAAAACAGAGUUUUCUUCAGUUACCAGCUGAACCUACAAUGGUGUUCACUACCAUCCUCCAAAGACAUUACUGUAAAACUUGGAUUCAUUAAAAACCCCUGCUGCAAAGUUUGGUGUUGGUGCCACGUGUGUGGUGGUUUCUUCAAAUAUCAGUCACUGCAGAGCAAGGUGUAUCAAAUAUUGUCCAGGAUGUGGACAGUUCCUUUUAAAAUUCUUGAUGGGCUCCCUAGACUCUUCUUUGGGCUUGAAUUGUGUCCUUUCCAGCUGCCAUGAUGCAAAGUAAAAGGAAGCAUUAAUAUCUUAGCCUGUGCUUCUUAUGUCUAUGUAGUACACUGGACUUAAAAUAAAAGGAGAAUGUGGCCAGCU
Messenger RNA from Parus major (Great Tit), 4965 nucleotides. Its product is annotated as rap1 GTPase-activating protein 1-like. Gene Ontology annotation, cellular component: cytoplasm. Gene Ontology annotation, molecular function: GTPase activator activity. NCBI's taxonomy places the organism in Eukaryota, Metazoa, Chordata, Aves, Passeriformes, Paridae. Bases 281 to 2287 code for a protein of 668 amino acids. The record is from RefSeq and is a predicted model, not a curated record. The transcript is spliced from 23 exons. Gene Ontology annotation, biological process: regulation of small GTPase mediated signal transduction; activation of GTPase activity.